This is a messenger RNA of Aspergillus saccharolyticus JOP 1030-1, 435 nucleotides long. RefSeq names its product mediator of RNA polymerase II transcription subunit 31. Gene Ontology annotation, cellular component: core mediator complex; mediator complex. The transcript has a single exon. The record is from RefSeq and is a predicted model, not a curated record. Gene Ontology annotation, molecular function: transcription coregulator activity. NCBI's taxonomy places the organism in Eukaryota, Fungi, Ascomycota, Eurotiomycetes, Eurotiales, Aspergillaceae. Gene Ontology annotation, biological process: regulation of transcription by RNA polymerase II. The annotation marks the transcript as partial.
CAGCCACCUCCCCCAACGCUCACUAACCCACGCUUCACUAUCGAGCUCGAGUUCGUCUCAUCCCUCGCCAACCCAUACUACCUCUCCCACCUGGCGGUCAACUACCCCAAUCUCAUGGGGAUCAGCCAACUUACCGACGAGACUGAUCCAACCGACAAAACCACCGCGUGCGACCCCGACGCCGUUGCCUUCGCUGCCUACCUCGCCUACCUUUACUCCUACUGGAAGACCCCCGAAUAUGCGCAGUUCCUGACACAUCCAGGUGCUACGCUCCGAGCUCUGCGGUUAUUGCAGGAGGAGAACUUCCGGCGAGAUGUCAUCCGACCGGAUGUUGUCGAGGCAUUGGCGAGCAAUGGACCGCAGGAGCCAGUGGUAGAAGGCGAUCGACCGCAGGGAGAAGGGCAGCAGGAACAACAGGAGCAGCAGGACGGACAG